AUGUACAGGCAGCCAAAGACUAUGCUCGACUGCUUAUCAAAUACAAUGAAACGGCAAAAGAAGACCUCUUACUGAUUAUGCGUGUUUACUUUGAAAAGCCAAGGACUACUGUUGGAUGGAAAGGAUUGAUUAAUGAUCCCUAUUUAAAUGGCAGCUAUGAGAUUAACAAAGGUUUGCGUAUUGCAAGACAACUUUUGCUGGAGAUAAAUGAAAUGGGCAUACCUGCUGGGUGUGAGUUUUUAGAUACAAUUUCUCCACAAUACACUGGAGAUCUUGUCUCGUGGGGUGCUAUUGGUGCGAGAACAACAGAAUCACAGCUGCAUCGUGAACUUGCUUCUGGUUUAUCCUGCCCUAUCGGUUUUAAAAACGGUACGGAUGGUACGAAUACUGUUGCGUAUGACGCUAUCAAAGCAGCGAGCAAAGGACACCAUUAUCUAUCUGUUACCAAGCAAGGAUUAUCUGCUAUUACCCAAACGAAAGGCAACGAUUCUUGCCACGUUAUCCUUCGCGGGGGUAAAUGCGGCACAAACUUUGAUCGUGAAUCAGUCAAGAGAACAGCUCAGGAACUACAAAAAGCCAAGCUGAACACGUCCAUUAUGAUUGAUUGCAGUCAUGGUAACUCUAACAAGGAUCAUAAGAGGCAACCUGUGGUAGCCCAGUCCAUUGCUGAACAAUUAGCUGAUCCUACUGUUACCGGGGACUAUAUCAUGGGUGUGAUGAUUGAAUCGAAUCUUGUAGAAGGCCGACAAGACAUCCCGAGCGAAGGCCCCCAUCGUCUUGAAUAUGGUAAAUCAAUCACUGAUGCCUGCAUUCACUGGGAAGAUACAGUGGCUACUUUGGAUAGGUUAAGAGAAGGUGUUCAAGCGAGACGUGCUGCUCGGAAAGGACUUUCAGGAAAGAAACAAGACAUGUAACUUGUUUAUCAGCAUCGUUGUAGACAAUAGCCAUAGGUGCGUACCCCUCCCCACUACUUGAUCCUCUUUUUUUUCAACUCUUUCAUUGACGCCGACAACCGCCCCACCAUUACAGUUUAAUAUCCUAUUUUUCUAUCUAUCACUUUUUACUUUUAGUAUCUAACGUCUGUUCAGGUAUCUCUUAUCUUUCUCUAUCAAUAAAAAAAGAAAAAAAAAG
Messenger RNA from Mycotypha africana, 1131 nucleotides. RefSeq lists its product as uncharacterized. Lineage: Eukaryota; Fungi; Mucoromycota; Mucoromycetes; Mucorales; Mycotyphaceae. Gene Ontology annotation, cellular component: cytoplasm. Gene Ontology annotation, biological process: aromatic amino acid biosynthetic process. Gene Ontology annotation, molecular function: 3-deoxy-7-phosphoheptulonate synthase activity. The transcript has 9 exons. The record is from RefSeq and is a predicted model, not a curated record. Bases 78 to 914 code for a protein of 278 amino acids.